Messenger RNA from Exophiala bonariae, 2334 nucleotides. RefSeq names its product Pre-mRNA-splicing factor cef1 (gene CEF1). Bases 1 to 2334 code for a protein of 777 amino acids. Gene Ontology annotation, biological process: mRNA splicing, via spliceosome. Gene Ontology annotation, cellular component: spliceosomal complex; Prp19 complex. The record is from RefSeq and is a predicted model, not a curated record. The transcript has a single exon. NCBI's taxonomy places the organism in Eukaryota, Fungi, Ascomycota, Eurotiomycetes, Chaetothyriales, Herpotrichiellaceae.
AUGCCUGUCGUCAAAGGAGGUGUUUGGACAAAUAUUGAGGACGAAAUCCUCAAGGCAUCCGUCUCAAAAUAUGGCUUGAACCAGUGGGCCCGAGUUUCUUCUCUGCUUGCGCGCAAAACCCCGAAACAGUGCAAAGCUAGGUGGACAGAAUGGCUGGAUCCCGGUAUCCGGAAGAUAGAAUGGUCCAAAGAGGAGGAUGAAAAACUACUACACCUGGCGAAAUUGAUGCCAACGCAAUGGCGAACAAUAGCACCCAUUGUUGGCCGGACUGCUACCCAAUGUCUUGAGCGGUAUCAGAAGCUUCUCGAUGAAGCUGAAGCAAGGGAGAGCGAUGAGCUAGGCCUGGGUGGUCCAGAAGGAGGAGAGACAUCGGCCCCAACAGGCGAUCAAGUCAGAAGAUUACGACCUGGAGAGCUUGACCCAGACCCAGAAUCCAAACCUGCCAGACCUGACACAAUCGACCUCGAUGAAGAUGAGAAAGAAAUGCUUAGCGAGGCUCGUGCCCGUCUCGCCAACACACAGGGCAAGAAAGCAAAGAGAAAAGCUCGAGAAAGACAAUUGGAGGAAUCGAGAAGACUUGCAGUACUUCAAAAGCGACGAGAACUGAAAAAUGCGGGAAUCAAUAUCAAGAUCACCACUCGCAAGAAGGGUGAGAUGGACUACAAUGCCGACAUACCCUUUGAAAAACAAGCUGCAUCCGGCUUUUAUGAUACACUGGAUGAGGAGGCGAAGAAUGAGCGGGAGCGAGAAAUGUUCGACCCACGGAAACAGCAAUUAGCCAGGAAGAGACAAGGUGACUCGGAAGACAAUGCUGACUCGAAGCGACAAAAGCAAGACAAAAAUAAAUCCUCGGCCGCUAUGGCUGCAGCAGCUCGCGCCGGGCAAAUGCAGCGUGUUCGAGAGGCAGAGCAGCAGAGCAAGCGUCGAAGCUUGAAUCUACCAGCUCCACAGGUGAGCGAGAGCGAAUUGGAAGAUAUUGUCAAGAUGGGAAUGGCAGGAGAUAGAGCCAUCAAGGCUGCAGGCGAGGACGAUGAUGACGGGCGUGGGCUGGUCUCAAAUUAUUCCAAUAUGCUUGGAGCAACUCCCAUUCGAACACCCAGGGCACCUGCUCAGGAAGAUCACAUCGCCAAUGAGAUCAGAAACAUCAGGGCUUUGACGGAGACACAGUCUUCAUUACUUGGCGGUGAGAAUACCCCUUUACAUGAGGGUACUGCCUCUACUGGAUUUGAUGGGGUUGCACCUCGCAGACAGGACAUGGUCACGCCAAAUCCUAUGGCAACUCCUUUCCGACAGGCUGGUCCCGGUGGUCAAUUACCAGGAGCGACGCCGUUGAGGACUCCACGUGAUAACCUGACGCUCAAUGAGAAGGGUGAGCGACAACUCGUUUCGCAGACCCCUCGAGACCUCCGACUUGCUGAGAAUGCUACUCGAUCAGCUCUGAGAGCUAAGUUGGCUUCUCUUCCGAAACCGAAAGAAACGGAGUGGGAAUUGGAACUCCUUCCAACUGAACAAGAAGAGGCGGCCGAACGAGCAAAGACGGAUCUAGACGAUCAAGAGGAAAUUGACCGUCGCGAUCGUGAAGCUCAUGAAGCAGCAGCCGCAGCGGAAUUCCAAAGGCAAACUCAAGUCUACAAACGAUCGCUCCCCCGACCUACCCAGAUUGAUUACAACAAAUUAGUAGCAGCAGCUACAUCCAUACCCGACCCGAUACAGGCAAUGAUUGCAUCGGAAGCCGCACUGCUGAUGGCGAAUGACGCACGGAAAUUUCCUCUUGCAGGGUCGAACGUGGCAGGAAAGCCUGCUCCGGUGGAAACGCUAUCUGAUGAUCUACUACGACAAGCUCGGGAGGAGCUGCUGGCAGAGACGAAUGAGACAGAACGUCAGGAGUAUGUAAAUGCCGUGGAACAGAUGUACUCCUCGGAAAACGAACGCGGUGCGCUGCCUUUGAAAUUCGUUGAGAACACCACGUCAACCGAGUAUGGUAGCGCCUUCCAAGCUGUGCAGAAAUCACUCCUAGCAUCAGGAGAAGCAGGCAACAAGCUCGAGAAGAAAUUGGCCCUACAUCUCGGCGGCUAUCAAGCUCGACAGAAGACCUUGAAGCAGAAGAUUGGCGCUGUAUAUGACAAGAUUGGAGAACAGAGAGCAGAGCUCGAAGCAUACAGUUCACUGCAGACUGGUGAAGAAGGAGGUCUGCUGACAAGACUCGAACGCCUGAGGGACGAAGUCAACUUCAUCAGUCGCAGGGAACGGGAGGCACAGGAAGACUACCGGAUGGCGAGAGACGAGCUCAAAGCGCUUGAGGUCCCUGUCAAUGGCGUCAAUGGGCAUUCUUAA